AUGACCCUGUUUUGCCGCUCUUCGAGUUACACUAUUCUAUGUUUACGGGACUUCACGCGUACGGAUGCUUGUGGAUGCAUGUGGGAGUCGAUCAAGAAGUCAAAGAACCAACCCCGAAAUGGCAUAUAUGCAGUUGACCCGCUCAUCGCUUCGAGUAUCGCGUGUAUGCAACCGUACGAGAUGGUAUUUCCUCCUCACGGAUAUAAACUUGCGACGGCGUUGUGGCUUGACUGUGCGCCUCCUCUUGGUUUCGGUGCUCUUGUCGACGACAUGACUCGCAACAGCACUGACUCUGCGACCGUUGCAGAGAACGCGAUUCUCGAAUCGCGGCCCUCUUUUGAGGGUUUCCGAGUGCGCUCGGCUGAUGAGCCGCGGCCAGUGGACGAGCAAGGCGACGAUACGGAGUUCUACCUUGAGCCCCAUGCUGCUCACUCGCACGCCCGGGCCCACGAUACUGAAAAGGGCGCUGAGGAUCGGGUCUCUACGCGCGACUCAUUCGACGAGAAGGAAAAGCAAGCGCAUGCGGAUGUCCUCUAUGUGGACUUUGAAGAUGGCGACCCGAAGAAUCCGAUCCAUUUCUCCAACACGCGGAAGUGGAUCAUAACUUUCGUCGCCUGCUACUUCACCACCAUCAGCGCCGCCACUGCUUCGUCGUACUCUUCGGGAAUGCCCUCUAUGAUCGAGGACCUGAACUGCUCGCAAAUUCUUGCCACGCUGGGUCUGAGCGUAUACCCGCUGGGCUUCGGCGUCGUCCCGUUGUUCUCCGCGCCAUUUUCGGAGGAACUGGGUCGAUGGCCGUUAUAUGCGGCUUCAUCGCUUGGUUUCACCCUCAUGCACGUCAUGGUCGGACGCGCGGACAAUAUCGCUACCGUCAUCCUUGGACGAUUCUUAGGCGGCGCUUUUGGUUCCACUGGCUCAACUAUGGUGUCGGGAACCAUCGCCGACAUAUGGUUGCCCCGCGAGCGAGGUUUGCCCAUGGCCAUGUUCUCCUUGACGGCGAUCGCAGGAACUGGAAUGGGUCCCGUAGCGGCAGGAUGGAUCGAGGCUAAUCCGCAUCUUCAAUGGAGGUGGAUCCAGUACAUUCAUAUCAUCGCCGCCGGGCUUUGUUUUGUCUUCGCAGUCACUCUGAUGAAGGAGACUCGGGCGCCUGUCAUCCUGACUCGCCGUGCGAAGAAGCUGCGCAAGGAAACGGGCGAUGACCGCUAUCGUUCCCGCGCCGAGGAAGAACUUCCGAGUCUGCGUACCCUUCUGUACAUCUCUUUGACGCGGCCACUCCUCUUGCUCUUCACCGAGCCAGUUGUCACAAGCUUCAGUUGCUGGAUCGGCUUUGCGUGGGGUGUGCUUUACUGCAUCAUCGAGUCCGUUGCGCCCGCCUUCCGCACCGUCCAUCACUUUGGCACUGGCGAAGUUGGUACCGUGUUCGCAGCUUUAGUCGUCGGUUCAUUCUUGGGUGUCGCGUCCAACAUACACCAGGAGCGCCUCUAUCGCAAGCACUUUCCGAAGCAUGGCCCGGAAGCGCGUUUGUACUGGGCGAUGGGCGCAGGCAUCCUCUUCCCGAUUGGCAUCUUCCUCUACGCUUGGACCGCCUACGAGAACGUUCAUUGGUUAGCGAUGGUCAUCGGUCUCACGCUCUUCAUGUGGGCGACGUUCAUGAUCUACCUGGGCAGCUUCACCUACCUAGCUGACUGCUACGGACCAUACGCCAGCUCCGCGAACGCCGGGCAAAGCUUGUUCCGGAAUAUGAUGGGUUUCGCCUUCCCUCUGUUUACGACGCAGAUGUUCGACAAGCUCGGAUACCAUUGGGGUAACACCCUCUUCGGCUGCAUCGCUGUGCUCAUGAUCCCGGUCCCUUUCGUCCUCUACCGUUUCGGCCCAGUGAUCCGGAGCAAGAGCGUGUUCUCACAGAAGGCCAUGGAGGCUCAGGCGCACCAUCGCUGA
This is a messenger RNA of Peniophora sp. CBMAI 1063, 1938 nucleotides long. The record is from the annotation of a GenBank genome assembly. NCBI's taxonomy places the organism in Eukaryota, Fungi, Basidiomycota, Agaricomycetes, Russulales, Peniophoraceae.